GUGAAUUGUUUCAGUGUCGUAAACGUUUGUUGACCCACUGUAGUGGGUACACGGUAGUUUGUAUGCGUAGAGCUUUUGAGGUUUCGUCAAUUGUCCGGUCGUUGCUGUUCACGUAGAGAGAUGACUGUAAAUCGGAAAUCUGUCUGAUAUAUGAUAUCAGAGUCUGCGGAGGUGAUGCAGUGAUGGACCGAGGCUGCCGACUGUCUCUGCUUGUUAGCCUGAGUCCACUUGAUGCCAGUCCUGAGUGACUGUGAGCCAGUUUCCAUCUGUGCCAGGGCAAAAACUCAAUCUGCAACCGACGGCUUUACACAUCUUUAAAGCUGCAAACGUUUGAGGUCGUAUUUAGUUUCAGAUUAGUUUGAAAAGUACAGGGUUUGUUAGCUGAAACCUCACCCUAGCGUUGUGCAGUCGUCGUCGUCUUAAUAGCAGAUCUAAUAAUGCUCUUAUUUAGCAAGUACGCAGCUUAGAUGAACUUCAACUUAAUCUAAACAAAUAGAGGCAGCCUGUUAUCUGUCAGUAUGGAGCCUGACGACGACGUGCCUCUCAUCUUGACCUGGGAUGAAGCAAACAGCGAUCUGCUCAGCGAGGAGACCGAGAGAGGAGACGAAAGUAAGUUAACUAUUUCUUCUCUAUAGUCAACAUGAAGGUAAUCAGAUAUAGUGUUGACUCAAGUUUGCCUUCAUAUUGGAUUUAAAACCACUACAGCCUACAAACUAGGGCUGGAACAAUAUACUUUUCACCAAAUGCGAUCCUUCCACGAUUUUUUGAUGCCGAUAAUUUUAUAUUGCGAUUCUACGAUAUUGUCGAUUUUCUCGAUAUUCAGUCUGCAUUUUUAACACCAGUGAAACAGUCGAAUGAUUGUCUACUGACUAUUUCAGGAACCGUAUUUCACCAAAAAAUACACAUCACAUGUAAGUCAGUUUUUAAGAUUUAAGGUCCUUGCACACAGGGACUGUUAUUUUGUGUGAUUAUUUCGGACAUCAAUAUUUUUUUGAAUCCGUAUCCUGUCAAUGCAAGCGUUCACACCAGCGACGUUUUCCUGUCUUGGAUAUUGCGGCAUUUAUUUUUUCGGAUCAUGGUCGAUUUUUCUAAAGUUUCAUAUACCGUGUGUCCACUUCUGACCAAUCAGAUUGCGUGUUGUUGCGAAAGUUGAAGUAGACUCCAUUUUUGUCUUCUCGCUUCCACCCGGGGCGCUGUAGGAUGGUGAAGGAAGGUCCCGCCCUCCUUCGCCUCUGAUUGGCUAUGAGUGCUGACCGUUUGGCUUGGGCAUCUGAUAACAUUUCCAGCUUUUCUAGCCAAUCAGAGGCGAAGGAGGCGGGACUUUCCCCUGGAUGCGUCUUUUUUUCCAUGAAAGUCGCAAAAUUGCAUUGGGCUUGAUGUGUAUAGUCAGGCGCGUCAAAAUUCGUCUUCGAAUAUUUCGUAUUUUCGCGUUCUAUAUUUGCAACAGCCCCAGUGUGUAAGGACCUUUAUUCUUAAAUUAAAACAAAAAACAAAAAAACUGCAUCCACACCUGUUUAGUAAUGUAGUUCUUGCGUACUGUGUGGUGAUAAUGUUAAUUUCACAGUGAUGCAUUUUUUUUUUUUUUUCAAAUUUCAACUUUAUUUUUGUCGCACUUUUCAGAUAAAAAAUGCAGUUCAAAGUGAAUCACAGAGGCUAAACAACAGUUAACAACAACAAAACCUGACCCUCCCACCCACACACCCACCCAUCGACCCACAUACACACACAAAGACACAAAGACACAUACACACACAGUGUAAGAAUUUAAGAUAUAUUGUUAAAGAGACAUGGCCUGACACCGAGACAUUACGUGAGGAAAGAGCUACCUUUGGGAGACACUGGAGAUAAAAGAUAAAAAUAGUAAAAAGAAAGAGUAAAACCUGAUGGACUAAAAUAAUAUUAAAUGAACAGAUAAGUAAGAGCUCUUUACCAUGUAAAAGGGGUAUAAGAAGUAAAAACCUAUGACAGUAAUUAAGAAAAAGACUAAGAACAGAGAUUAUUAAUAAAAUGACAUAAAAUAAACAUUAAGAACUUUGAUUAAAAUGAACAUUUGCAAUAAGAGAAAUAUGAAAAGGCAAUUAGUGAAAAGCCUGGUUAAAAAGGUGAGUCAUGAGCCUCUUCUUAAAAACAUCAACAGCCUCUGCGGCCCUGAGGCUCUCCAGCUGUUCCACAACCGGGGACUGGGUUUUUAUUAGCCUUGGUUAGCUUUGUUUAUACAGGUAUAGCAUAUUUAUUCAGAUAGAUUUUCUGAUAUGUGGUAAAUGCUGAUCUACUUACCAGAGAUGACCUUGCACAUUUUGUGAGGCUCCAUUCACUGCAUCCAUGCUGCAUGUUCAGACAAGACUACUCUAGUGUAGGAACCAGACCGUCCACCAGGCCCUGAGAUCACGUGUGUGCCACUAUGUAUGGUCGACCAUGCAUCCUCUCUACAUAGUAAUCCUGCUGCCCUUUGUGUUCCUCACAUAUAAGCUACAAAAUGACCCACCUGAGAAACUGCUGGUUCAGCAGACCAUGAACCCCUCAGCCCCUCCCUUGGGCUGAAUGUGUGUGUUUGUUUGAGUGUCUACAGUCUGUGUUUAAGUGUGUGUGUGAGCUUACUGGGACAUUUUCUCUGGCCUUGGAGUUGAACAGGAAGAGGAGAUUUUUUUUUCUUUUCUCAGGAUAUCAGACAGAGGUGGACAGUUGAAGGAAGUAUCAAUCUGUUCCUGUUGAUUGCUGUUGGAGCCUUUUUUCCUGAGUGAGAACGUUUAAACGAGACACCAAGAAAGGGGGCUGUGUUGUAUCACCUCAGAGACAGAUCACAUGCUUGGCUGGAAGUCCAUUUUUUUUGCAGAUUGUUAGCAGUCUUCAGAGAGCCACAACGCUAGAUUUUACUCAUCCUGGAAGAAACCGUCAUGACUGCUGAGUGUGUUUGUGUUUCUGUGAGCCUGACCCCUCUGUGUUUUUGACUGGGAGUUACAAACAUGUUAUUGUUCUCAAACAAGUGACUAGUUGGAGUUGCACAGUGCGGACAUAGGGGUUUACUACUGUCAGGAUAACGGCAAUGCUGCUACUGCUGGACUGGAAUUUGAUCUUAACACUUCAGCCUGAUCUGCUGCUGUUAUGAUAGAUGGGAAAAGCCUGUGACGGCAUUUCAGAGGCUCAUGUGGUCUUUUAUUCCAAGGAGUUGGGCUUGGAGCGCAAACAUGUGAUGUGCAGUGCUUUAGAGGAGCACCCAGAAGGACUCACACAGGAUUACAUUUGCAGCUGCAGAUAGACACAUGGAGGGAAACUGUUAUUUUACAUUUGUGAGAGAUCGUGCAUGAAUCUGUUCAUCUGGAUUUCUUCAGUUUCUGACAAUUGAGUUAUUGCAAGUUGAUAGAUAGAAAGAAGUACUAACUCUGUCUGGUUCAAGUUGGUCAAUUGUUUUGUUUAUGACAAUGGUGUGCCACUCUCUGAGUCUAGAUAUCUUCCUUGUUCUCUGAAUUCCUCUGGUCAGACAGGACCAACUUUUCUUGUGGUUUCUCUGUCUCACAUCUGUAUCCUGUUUCUAGCAAGAAGGAGGUGUAAUGGACAGUGUGACAUCAGUGCAUACACUGCACUUUCUCACUUGGUUCAAAGUUCAAAGUGUGCAGCUGAGGUAGGAGGGUAAUUCCACACCGCAGUCCAGGUUUGACUGUCACAAGUGAUCCUACCUUGAAUCAUAAAGACGUUUUCCAAAAGUAGAAAGUGUUUGUCUGAGACUUACUCGAUGUUAUUGUCAUUAUCAGUCAUUGCCAAUGGUGUACUGUCUCAAGCUUUAUUUUAAGUCUAGCCUAGACAUUUCCUGAUCUAAGAGGGCUCACACCUCAGAGUUUGAGGAGAUUGCAUCAGGCUUAACUGGAAUGUGCAGCCAUUUGUAUCUCCAGAUGUGUGUGGAGACUGGAAUGAGACCAGCAUACUGAGAAUGACACGCACACACACUCAAACCCAUGUGUGUUGUGGACUUUAGGGAUCUUUGAUACAUUCACAAAGCUGCAGCACACAGAGAAGUCCAAACUGAUCAAUGGAUUGCAUAUGUGGACAUGCUGCUGGUUUCCAUGAAGACCAGAUCCGAACUGAGAGUCCAGUCGUGAUCUCCUCCUAUGCCUUACAGUUUGAACUAAACUGCAUCGGUAUGCAUCUAACCUCUUCGUGUAGUGUGUGUAUAACUACGGUGGCCGAGAAGUGCCACUGCUGCAAAUAAAAAAAAAUGCCAAAAAAAAACCCAAACACAAUGAAAGUUAAGGACGCAAAAAAUUGAAGAUUAAAAAAAAAAGUUACUUACUGCUAAAACAAGAGGAUGCAAAUAAAAAAAGCCACAACAGAAGUGAGCUGCCGGGGACCAAUAAUGAUGAUGCAACGGUGUUUUACAACGGCAAGAAGACGAGCGAAGAAGUAAAUGGAAAAGUUAUUGUUUAAUUUUGCUUCGUGUGCUUUUCAAUGUGUCAUUUGGUUAGACCAUGUUGCGCCUGAAUCCAUAUUAAGUUGAACUGGAGGAUGCUAGUUUAUUGUUAGCUUCGGCUAACACGGGAAACCCACUACGCCCCAAAAGACCACCCACAAGAGGAGAAUCGAGUUCGGUAGCUUUAUGGUUUGGUUGCUUUACUCAUAGAAAUAAGUACACAGACCCCUCACUUUUUUCAUUAUUGGUGCCCGGCAGCUCACUUUCGUUGUGGCUUUUUUUAUUUGCAUCCUUUUAUUUUCUCAGUAAGUAACUUUUUUAUUUAGUUAUUUUUUUUCUGCAUCGCCACUUUUUUUUUGUAUCGUCAACUUCCGUUGUCGCUUUUAAAAAAUCUGCACCGUUUUUUUUAUUUUAUUUGUGGUGGGCUUCGGUUUCUCUUGUUUUUUCCUUGGUAACUUCCAUUGUGACUUUUUUUAUUUGCAUUCUUUUAUUUUCGCAGUAACCAACUUUUUUUUUUUUUUUCUUUUUUUCUUGCGCCGCUAACUUCCAUUGUGGCUUUUUUUAAAAAAAAAAAAGCUGCACCGUUUUGUUUUUUAUUUGCAGCAGGCUUUGUUCCUUUUUUUUUUGCAUCAGUAAUUUCCAUUGUGGCUUCUUUUUUUUUUGCAUUCUUUAUUUAUUUGCUGCAUUGGUGAUUCUCGGCCACCGUACAUCACAGUAUAUGCACAAUAUUCUAGUAGCAAUUAAGAGAUAAACAGUAAAACCAAUGCAAAUCUCGGAUGAUGUCACAAUGUGAUGAUGGUGUCCACAUUCAUUUAUAGCCAAUCAAUACACUAAUACCUGAUCAUUUUCUUCUAGAUGGAGGGGGUGGCAAUUAUGACAUAGUCGACAAUGCGGUUAUCUCGACACCAGGACCGCCAAACCACAGAGCCCAAAAUGUGUCUUUACGACAAAGCUGGGAGAUGAACUACCAAGAGGCAGCCAUAUACCUGCAGGUAUUCACAAGUAGUGUAUUUGUACUGUUGCACAUGAUUGUGUACUGGCUUUUUGUAUCCUUCAUGCCUGAUAACACAUUGAAUACUUUUUGUCCUCUAUAACAUACAGUGUUUGAGGAGUCGAUCUGUUUUCAUUGUUUACAUCCUUUUUAAGGUUUUAGCCUGUUUUUCAUUGCCUUUGUUGGUGAGUUACCAUGCUACCAACUUUCACCAACUUUUAAAAAAACAGGUUGAGUCUGUUAAAGUCCACUAAAGCACCAGUACCAUCCAGUAUUGAAUACAAAAAAGAGGAAAAAAAGAAAAUACAACAUCAAUAUUUUCGACAUCCGGCUUUAUAGCAUCACGUAUACCUUGCACCAUCACACCAGUGUGUCAGACUUAUUGUGUAUUCUGUAUGUGGGCUUUAAAUUUCACACACAGGAAGGAGAGAACAAUGAUAAGUUCUUUACGCAUCCUCGUAACCCCAAAGCGCUCGCGGCGUACCUGUUUGCCCACAACCACCUGUUCUACAUGAUGGAGCUGCUGACAGGCUUGUUGCUGAUGAUGUUGUCUCUGUGUGAAGCUCCUGCUGUUCCCUCUCUGCGCCUGGAUGUCUACGUAAGUUAAACCAAAUCACUACAUUAAAACAAACACAAUUAUACAAGGCUGUAUGGGCAGAAAACAAGAUAUUGAAUGUCUCUGCAGGUCCAUGCCACUCUGGAGCUGCUGGCUUUGGUUAUGGUGGCUUUUGAGCUCUGCAUGAAACUGCGCUGGUUAGGCUUCCACACCUUCAUUCGACACAAGAGGACCAUGGUUAAGGUGACUCCAAAGAUCCAGAUCAUAGUUUGGGAUCCAGGUUGCAAUGUUCACGAUAUCUUAUCUCUUUUUGUGCAGACAUGUGUGUUGCUGCUACAGUUUGUGGAGGCCAUAGUGGUUCUGAUCAGACAGACGUCUCAUGUGCGGGUAACCAGAGCUCUCAGGCCGAUUUUCCUGGUGGACUGUCGAUACUGCGGUGCUGUACGCAGGUACAUAAUGACUGACUUUCAUAGUUAUGCUUUGUGAACUGGUAAUCACUCACCUGCUUCUUCCAUCUUAUCAGAAACUUGCGUCAGAUCUUCCAGUCCCUCCCACCUUUCAUUGACAUCCUCCUUCUGCUGCUCUUCUUCAUGGUUAUUUUUGCGAUCUUGGGUAAGAAAAAAUAUUGAUUGAACAUUUAAUUAAGGACUUUCUUCUUCUUUUGUUGAAUAAGAAAGAAUGAAGAUGUCUGUCUUUAGAGGGUUUAGUGUUUGAUGGUUCUUUUGUCCUCCUUUAGGUUUCUGUCUCUUCUCUACAAACUCAUCAGACCCGGUACAUUAAGUUUUUUUCUUUUUACAUUAGAUUGUUUUAGUUAUAAAUGUUUUAAAACUCUACUGAUCCUUUUGUGUAGUAGUCAGAGUUCUUGACUCACCCCUCUCCUUUCGCUGCAGUACUUCAGCACUCUGGAGAACAGCCUGGUCAGUCUGUUUGUGCUCCUAACUACAGCAAAGUAAGAAUAAUAUCUGUAUUUACACGGCAUAGCAGCACUACUUCCUCCUUUCAGAGCUUAUAGUACAUGUAUUUUUGCCUGACUGCAUGUGUGUUUAGGCUGAUUCUACAGUUUUCACCAUGUGUCUUGUGGUUCUUCCUCUUCCUUCUCGUUUUCUUCUAGUUUCCCUGAUGUGAUGAUGCCGUCUUACUCAAAGAACCGCUGGUCCUGUGUUUUCUUCAUUGUUUACCUCUCCAUAGAGCUCUACUUUGUCAUGAACCUGGUAAAAAUGUUUUUCUUUUUUUAAACAAUAUGUCUUAUCUGCCAUCUAGCAGAUUUUCUUAUCAGAAAAAGACCUGCCUUUCAGUCAGCGGGCCUUUUUACCCAAAUACUCAUGAGAAUCCCUCUGCUGUCAUGUCUCUGUCCUCUCCAGCUCUUGGCUGUGGUGUUUGACACAUUUAAUGAUGUCGAGAAGAUGAAGUUUAAAUCUCUCCUGCUUCACAAGCGUUCAGCCAUCGACCACGCAUUUCAGUUGUUGGUCAGUCGUCAGGUACAAGCACACUAUCCUCUGUCGUCUAAAGAUACAGUUGGUCCGAAGCCCCUCCCCUUGCGGCCGCUGAGUUUGUCUACAUUUCCUCUCGUGUUUUCAUUUCCCCAGAGGCCGAUGGGUGUCUCGCUCAAACAGUUUGAUGGCUUGAUGCGGUUUUACAGACCGCGGAUGUCCGCACGAGACCGCUUCCUCACAUACAAAGCUCUGAACACCUCAGGUGCUCCCAUGCUCAGGUGACUGACUAUGACAUACACUCCUUUAUUAAAAGUUUGCAUUUUCAUCUAACUUGAUUUAAUGGGUGUUUUUUUUUUGCUACAGUCUAGAUGACUUUUACAAAUUCUAUGAAGUCACUGGCCUUAAAUGGAAGGUAAGCCGCACUGUGCAGAUUGGAUUCACUGUCUUGCAUGUGCUGUUUGCCAUUAUAUUGUUGUCUGUGUGUUGUGUUGUUAAGGCACGGCGCAGUGGAGAGCAUUGGUUUGAUGACCUUCCACACACGACCUUCCUCAUUUUCAAAGGCAAGUUCUCAGUUUUGUUUUUGUUUCUUUCACUUUGCUUUAUUUACUCCAUAAAUCAGUUUAUGUUUGAUGUCUUCAGUGCUCUAUCUUUCUUCUCUAACAGGCAUUAACCUGCUGGUGAAGUCAAAAGGCUUCCAGUAUGCCAUGUGUAAGUGUAAUUCUCGACAUGCUCUUAGCUGACCAUCUCGACACUGGAACGAAGCUUAGCAUCAACUUAAUAAUCAUUUCUUGUGGCUGCAGAUGUGGUAGUCGCCAUCAAUGGAGUGUGGAUCCUUGUGGAGACGUACAACCUCGAAAGUAAGAUUGAUUCCCUCUAAACACACACAUCACUGAAGAGGAGGGUUCUUGCUCAGCAGACUUUCUCACCUUGCUCUCCUUGUGCAGGUGGAUUCUCCUGGUCCAGAUCUGUCCCCUGGAAUUAUAUUGUGUUCCUGACCAGUGAGUAUGCUGCAGGCUGAGUGUUCACACGCUGUAUGAAACGGUUAUAGAGGGUGUUUUAACCUGUACCGGGAUGUACUUACACUGACAUUAACUGUGCAUCUGUCUUUUCACUUGUAGUUUAUGGUGUAGAGGUGUUAUUAAAAAUUUCUGGUUUGGGACCGAUGGCUUAUUUCAGCUCUGGGUGGAAUCUGUGAGUAAUAACAUGGAUACUGGGUCUAUCGGCAUAUUAGCUGGGUACUGAAUCCAAUGCUUUAAACUUGUGGACUGCAGCUUUUGAAACUCAUGAGCGCAGGUUCACAACAGUGAGCAUAAGACUAGAGCUUCAUUUAGUCUCUAAAUUUGGAUUCAGUACUUUCAGUGAAAUAUCUAAAAUUUUGAAAUGGCUUUCUUUGUGAAAACACCCCUCUAAAAAGUUGCCUUUAUGUGGUUUCUGCUCCAGGUUUGACUUCUCAGUGACUGUAUUUGCCUUCUUGGGCCUGAUUGCUCUGGCCUUUGAUAUGAAGCCAUUUUACUUUAUCGUUGUUCUCAGACCUCUCCAGCUGCUGCGGUAUGCAUGUAUUCAUACACAUUAUACAUCUGUGUAUGCACCUCUACCUCCUUUUAUGUCUGGAUCUCAUUCUGUUGUCUCCCACAGGUUGUUUAAGAUAAAGCAGCGGUAUCGUAAUGUGUUGGACACCAUGUUUGAGCUCUUUCCCAGGAUGGCAAGUCUAGGUCUGACCCUGAUCAUCUUCUACUACUCUUUUGCGAUUGUGGGGAUGGAGUUCUUCGCUGAUGUGGUUCAUCCAAACUGCUGCAAGUGAGUCAUGACAUCAUCAUUAUUUUGUGGUAAUCUCACCUUGUCUCUCUUGGUUACAUAUUCAUUUCUAUUUAGCACCAGAGUGUAAUAAUGAUCAAUAGCAAUGACCUCAACUUUCACAUUUCUGCUUUGUUCCUUUUUAGCACCAGCACAGUGGCAGACUCCUACCGACUGAUCAAUGUCACCCAUGGCAACAAAACAGUGCUGGAAGAAGGCUACUAUUAUCUCAACAACUUCAACAACAUUCUGAGCAGCUUCGGUGAGUCCACUCGUUUUAGGACAUACACAUGCUGACACAUGCACAGACAGGACCCUCAAAAACGUGCAUUAAUUCAGAGAUGUUUGAGUCAGAGACUGUACAUAGUUGAGCAGCCCAGAUAGUAAGGUAUAAGGUGCUUUGCGUAAGGGCACCUUGUCAAUGCCGACAAAGUGAACUGGCACCUCUCCAGCCACCAGUUCUAUUCCCAGACUAAGUCUGCAGCAGAACUUGGACCAGUCAUGCCGGUUCCCAAGCCAAGUCUCUGCAGACUGAGCCACUGCUGUGCCAACGGUUUAAAGAGUACUGAAACAGCAGAAUUGGAGCUUUGUUUGGGACUGUUUUGUGUGGUUUGCUGAUGUUUUUGACUUUUUUUUCUCUGCUUGUGGAGACAGAUUUUUGUUUUCUUGCAAAAUGUGCAUUUUGUCUGUUUUAUAUAAAUCUGUUUUUUUCCUCCAGUGACUCUGUUUGAGCUGACUGUGGUCAAUAACUGGUACAUCACUAUGGUAAGAUCUCAUGAUUUCUGUGUGCUCCUCUAUCAGUCAUCACUCUGCAGUAUUGCCACCGUCUCAUUAAUGCCUUGUUCCCUUUUCCACAGGAAGGGGUCACGUCCAUGACGAGCCACUGGAGCCGGCUGUACUUUAUGACCUUUUACAUUGUUACCAUGGUGAGGAGGCCAUGUGCAGAUUUAUUUGCUGACUUGUUUGUGAGAAAUCUACACAUUUGUCUCUUUUCAUGCUUACCAAUAUGAAUAUGAAUGUGUUCCUCUGAAGGUGGUGAUGACCAUAAUUGUGGCGUUCAUUUUGGAUGCGUUUGUGUUCCGUAUGAACUACAGUCGCAAGAACAGGGAACCAGUGGAGAACCCUGAGGGUGAGACAAUGCAUGUGUGAUGGUGUAUUUUUUCAUAAAAAGGUACCUUUGUAUGACUCUAACACAAAACACCUUGUAAUGCAGAUAGAAAGAAACAGAAAGCUUACUCAAAGUGGGUUUUUUUGCUGCUAGUUUAGUGUGUGUGUAGUUAUGAUCAUCACUUUGUGUUCAUUUCUAGAUGAGAACGGUAUCGUGUUUGAGGUAGAGGUGAGUCGUGAUGAAUCUCUGGCCAUUUUGGAGCUGUAUAAACAGUUCUGCUCAGGACUGUCCUCCCUCAGCUCUCUUCAGGGAGUCCUACAAGCCAUGGACAGGGGCGGGGUAAGAACCACACCUCUCUGUACCUCUUUAUGCUCUGUACUACAGUUGAAGUCCCACUAACUGGUUUUCCCUCCUGGUUUUGUGUACACAGCACACUUCUCUGGUGUACCUCGGCCGCAGGUCGAGAACAAAGAGUGAUCUUAGCAUGAAAAUGUACGAGGAGGAGAUACAGGUAAUUCUUAAAAGAUACUCCUGAAUACCGAGAGGUCCUCAUGUUUGAUAUUCUCCUCAUCUUUUCUGUGCUUCUUUCUCCAGGAGUGGUAUGCAGAGUAUUCAAGGGAAAAUCUGCCGCAGACAAACCAAAGCCCUGGGCUCCCUGAGCAGGAGCUGGACUGUCCCGUUUCUGACCUGUCUUCCUUCCCCGAGCCUCAGCUCAACUCGCAGACUGGGCCUCUCAGCAUCAACUAAGUCCCAGCAGUACAUAUGCUCCACUAUAUCAGUGUUUUUAAACUGCUAAGAUAAAUCCAUCACUCCAGGAGUUUUCCACAUCUCCACAUAUAAUCACUUCAGCGAGGGGGAAAAUCUGGGACCUCAUGGACUCAUAAGAAAUGACUUGAUACGAGUCCUUCCUGAAGCCUGAAACCAUCAAUACGGACUAAAUGACUGGAGUAGAGAUGUGUUAUUGGACCAAUGAAACAGGAUGCCGCCCUCUUUUGGCCUUUCUGAAGACUGCAGCAGACAUGAGCGAGGGGCCUGAACUAUUACCGCCUGUUGUGUACGUACUGUAUACUCUUGAAGGCCUUUUGUGGCCUCCUGUUAACCACAGAGGACUUUAACGUGAUGCCUUAGAUCAGCGGCUCAUACAAACUAUUAAUCUCUACUAAAACAUAAAGACCAAAACUCCACGCAGAUACACUCCUUUCAGCUCAAUCCCAACAAUACCAGCCCGACGUCUCUCCUAACUAAUGUCUCCAAAAACUUUUAAUUAUUUUCCUUUUUUAUAACUUCUUAUUUCUGUAAUGUAUUUUAGUUAGCGGAUAAGGAAUUGUAUUAAACUGUUAAAAUUUGU
Xyrichtys novacula (pearly razorfish) is the source of this 11632-nucleotide messenger RNA. NCBI's taxonomy places the organism in Eukaryota, Metazoa, Chordata, Actinopteri, Labriformes, Labridae. The record is from the annotation of a GenBank genome assembly.